Vicugna pacos (alpaca) is the source of this 2978-nucleotide messenger RNA. RefSeq names its product cation channel sperm associated 4 (gene CATSPER4). Gene Ontology annotation, cellular component: sperm principal piece; CatSper complex; acrosomal vesicle. The record is from RefSeq and is a predicted model, not a curated record. NCBI's taxonomy places the organism in Eukaryota, Metazoa, Chordata, Mammalia, Artiodactyla, Camelidae. Gene Ontology annotation, molecular function: voltage-gated calcium channel activity; calcium-activated cation channel activity. Gene Ontology annotation, biological process: sodium ion transport; sperm capacitation; flagellated sperm motility.
AUGGCAGAUAACCAAAGGAUGUGGUGGCAGCAUUGGACAGACACCAGCAAUAUCAAACCUUUGAACCACAUGAGGGCCAUUCAUGAGCCCCACAACCGGCCAGAGGAGCAGGUGUUCAUCAACCGCCGAGACAUCACUAGCAAAAAGGAUGCCUGGGACAUACAGGAGUUCAUCACUUGCAUGUACGUCAAGCAGCUGCUCCGACACUCGGCCUUCCAGCUGCUGCUGGCCAUGUUGCUGGUGAUCAACGCCAUCACCAUCGCUCUCCGCACCAACUCCAUCCUUGGCCAGAAACACUAUGAGUUGUUCUCUACCAUAGAUGACAUUGUGUUGACCACCCUUAUCUUUGAGCUUCUCCUUGGCUGGUUAAAUGGCUUCUGGAUUUUCUGGAAGGACGGCUGGAACAUCCUCAACUUCCUUAUCAUCUUUAUCUUGCUCCUGGGAUUCUUCAUUCGUGAACUCAAUAAUAUCUCUAUCACCUACACCCUCAGGGUGCUUCGUCUGGUGCAUGUCUGCAUGGCGGUGGAGCCCCUGGCCCGGAUCGUCCGCGUCAUCCUGCAGUCAGUGCCCGACAUGGCCAAUAUCAUGGCCCUCAUCCUCUUCUUCAUGCUGGUGUUCUCUGUAUUUGGGGUCACUCUCUUUGGUGCAUUCGUGCCCAUGCAUUUCCAGAACAUGCAAGUUGCCCUGUAUACCCUCUUUAUCUGCAUCACCCAGGAUGGCUGGGUGGACAUCUACAGUGAUUUUCAGAUGGAGAAAAGGGAGUACGCAAUGGAGAUUGGGGGCGCCAUCUACUUUGCCAUCUUCAUCACCAUUGGUGCCUUCAUUGGCAUCAACCUGUUGGUCGUCGUGGUAACCACCAAUCUGGAGCAAAUGAUGAAGGCAGGAGAGCAGGGGCAGCAGCGUCAAAUAGCCUUCAGUGAGACAGGCGAUGGCGAGGGAAUCUGGAAUAACCAGCUGUCACUGGUGCACUGUGUGGUCGCCCGUUUGGAGAAACCUGGUGUCUCCCAGGAGCCGCUUGUGCGGGGCCCCCUGUCGAACCUCUCGGAAAACACAUGCGACAACUUUUGCUUGAUGCUCGAGGCAAUACAGGAGAACCAGAUGCAGUACAAGGAGAUCCGAGAUGAGCUCAACACGAUAGUGAACGAGGUACACUCCAUCCGCUUCAACCAGGAGCUGGAGGAGGAGCUGAAGCACAGGUAUGUGUCCUGGAGCCUGUCAGAGAGCGUGCCCUCCAUGGACAUCCAGCAAGACUUAAUCACCGCGCUCAUCACCAGGGAAAAGGUUCAGGAAUCCAACACAAAUUUACUCCUUAACAAACAUAAGGCCAGCCGCUGAGAGCGCAGGAUUGGAGCCAAGGGGCAUGAGCACGCACAUCCAACUGCUGCAUCUCCCUGCAUCACUAGCAUGACUUGGCACAGCCUGGCCUGAGCCCAACCUCUCCCUUAUACCUAGGCAGAUGCCUAGGGAUGUAAAGGGGGCGGCAUCUCCAGGGCUUGUGCCUGUGAACCCCAGGUCCAGAGGAGCCAGGUUGGAGAAGGAUGCUGGAUGAGAGUGGGAGCCCUACAGCAAGGAUGAGCACAGAAGGGGGUGUUGACCAAGGCAGCCGGGGUCCUAAGGAUGAGCAUCCCUGGUCCCUUGCCAGACCAGAGUUAGGUAGGGUCUAAGUGGGCCUAAGCAGCAAGAAGAAAAAGGUGAGGCCAGUGUGGCCAGGUAUCUGUGUGUUGACAAUAAAGUUUUGUGUUGGGAUCAAUGUGUGUGAGUGGUGGAUCUCUCUAAGCCCUUGGGGCAACCUUGCCCCUCAAAAGCCUGAUAUCCAACGGGAGAGUCACUGGCUGUCCUCCAGAGCUUCCAGUCUAGUGGGAGAGAGAAACCACACCCUGAAAAUUUCUGACUUUAGUGAUAGAGAUCUAGUUCCUGUCCUUGGGGUCCUAAAUUCUGGGGGUGAAAGCCUGGGCCUCAUGGUUGGAAAUGGCUCUCUGUUGAAGGAGACAGCUCUACCCUCUCUCUCUGUUUGGAGGUAGAGACCAGUCCUCAUUCUGAGGAGUUCUAGUCUGAUGGGGUCACCAUUUUCCAAGUCAUGCAUGUACAGGAAGCUCCAUCCUGGGACAAAAGAAGAAUGACUGGGCAAAGUGUGGAUCCUGGCAGGCUCUCUGGAGGAGAAGAGCACUGAAGCUUCCUGGAAGGCAGCAGGAGGAAUUUGAGGGUCAGGUGAAUGAAAUCUGGUGGAGAACUUGGGACCUGUGAGACCUCUUCAGAACCUUCACACCAAAGACCAUUGAGAACCACAGCAGGUUCCUGAGGCAGGCAAUGCAGAGUCUGAGGAAGCUGUGAACAGUCCUGGGCACUACCAACAGCUUCCUUGGAGGAUUCCUGUCCUUGGGCAAGUCACUGGGCCUCAUUUUCCCCAUCUGUGCAAUGGGGAGAAGAUAAGAUUGAUCACCAGCUCUAAAAUCAAAUGGCAAGCUCUCAGCCCCCAGAGUUGGGAGACUGAAGAGAUCAGCCCUAUGGCUGAGACUCAGGUUCCCUGAUGUUGGGUGAGGGGAAGGGAAGGCUGGAAGGCCCAGCUGUUCAGCAAAGACUAACAAUUAGAGACCUUGGGGAUAUUCACCAUCUGGAAUGGGAGUCCCCAGAGACGCACUGAUUGCAGCUGGUGGGAAACUCCACCCUCCAUCCCUUCCCACCAGCACUGGUUCCAGCCCUGCAAAGCCCCCUGGGGCCUGCUGGGAAGGAAUCUGGACAACUGGGGAUGGGGUGGUAUAUUCAGCAGACAGGUGAGAGGUGGCACCAGUGCCAGCAGUGCCUCACUGCUUGGAGCUGCUGUCUGUUCUCCUGUUCCAGCCAGGACCCCUUCCCAGGACCUUCCAGGACCAUCAACCGGCAGAACAAUGGGCAGCCAGUGGCUUUUGCUGCUGCUGCUGCUGCUGCUGCUGCUGCUGCUGCUGCUGCUGCUGCUGCUGCUGCUGCUGCUAUUUAUUGAA